This is a messenger RNA of Symbiodinium sp. CCMP2456, 422 nucleotides long. Lineage: Eukaryota; Dinophyceae; Suessiales; Symbiodiniaceae. The record is from the annotation of a GenBank genome assembly.
GUGGCAUCUCGCUGGCAUUACUUUCGGCAGUUGCCUCCGCCUUCGUGGCGCGCGCAGUGAUCAAGCCGCCCCAAGAGGAACGCCUCUCCUCGUGCUCCGCAGCCCAGAAUGGCACGAGCACCUGUGCGGCCUGGGAGCUUGCUGGAGUCAACGUGACAGAUCCUUCCACAGGAUCCAGGAAGAUGGAUUUGGCGGAAACCCUCGACGACUGUUGCAAAGGCUGUGACGAAGUGGUCGACUGCCAGGGGUGGAUCUUCGAGCACCUGGACAAGCGAUGUCGGUGGGUGCACUUCCUGGACAAGGUGUGCAACAGCAACCCAGGGGAUCUCAGCUGCCGAUGUUUUACGAGCCGCGGGAUAGCCUUCAGCUUCAAGCCCCCGAAGAAGACGUACCUGAUCUGGGUGGAAAGUGACUGGGGCUAG